Molecule: messenger RNA, 1181 nt
Organism: Mustela erminea (ermine)
Lineage: Eukaryota; Metazoa; Chordata; Mammalia; Carnivora; Mustelidae
Gene: PLPP1
Product: phospholipid phosphatase 1
Exons: 6
Coding region: 128-982 (284 amino acids)
Biological process (GO): phospholipid metabolic process; signal transduction; phospholipid dephosphorylation
Molecular function (GO): phosphatidate phosphatase activity
Source: RefSeq, a predicted model, not a curated record
GACCUCGUCUGUCCUCAGAGGCGCUUCUCCCGCCGAGAGGAGGCACAGCGAGGGGCCGUCGCCACCCCGUGGCCCAGUGCCGUGAAUCGUGUGCCUCAUCUACCGCCCGCGUCGGGCCGCCGGGACCAUGUUUGACAAGACGCGGCUGCCGUACGUGGCCCUUGAUGUGCUCUGCGUGUUGCUGGCUGGAUUGCCUUUUGCAAUUCUUACUUCAAGGCAUACCCCCUUCCAACGAGGAAUAUUCUGUAAUGAUGAGUCCAUCAAGUACCCUUACAAAGAAGACACCAUACCUUAUGCGUUAUUAGGUGGAAUAAUCAUUCCAUUCAGUAUUAUUGUUAUGAUUAUUGGAGAAGUCCUGUCUGUUUACUAUAACCUCUUGCACUCGAAUUCCUUUAUCAGGAAUAACUACAUAGCCACUAUUUACAAAGCCAUUGGAACAUUUUUAUUUGGUGCAGCUGCUAGUCAGUCCCUGACUGACAUUGCCAAGUAUUCAAUAGGCAGACUGCGCCCUCACUUCCUGGAUGUUUGUGACCUAGAUUGGUCAAAAAUCAACUGCAGUGUUGGUUACAUUGAAAACUACAUAUGUCGAGGAAAUGCACGGAAAGUGAAGGAGGGCAGGUUGUCUUUUUACUCGGGCCACUCUUCAUUCUCCAUGUACUGCAUGCUCUUCGUGGCACUUUACCUUCAAGCCAGGAUGAAGGGAGACUGGGCAAGACUCUUACGCCCCACACUGCAAUUUGGUCUUGUUGCUGUGUCCAUUUAUGUGGGCCUCUCUCGAGUUUCGGACUACAAACACCACUGGAGCGAUGUACUGACUGGACUCAUUCAAGGAGCCCUGGUUGCAAUAUUAGUUGCAGUGUACGUAGCUGAUUUCUUCAAGAACAGAAAUUCUUUUAAAGAAAGGAAAGAGGAGGACUCCCAUACAACUCUGCAUGAAACACCAACGACAGGGAAUCACUUUAGGAACAGUCACCAACCUUGAAGGUAGCAGAGUGCCCAGGUGAAGCUGGCCCGCUUUCUAAAGGAAAAUGAUUGCAACCAGAAGACAAGAAGAUGAGUUUUCUUCAUGGUGUACAAGCCUUUAAGGGACUGCUGCUGCUAUACCUCUUGGAUGCCCACUUUACCUGUGUGUUAUAUAGGUAUAUUUAACACAGUGGUUCUCUAAUAGCUCUAAGUUCAUU